Molecule: messenger RNA, 3014 nt
Organism: Rattus rattus (black rat)
Lineage: Eukaryota; Metazoa; Chordata; Mammalia; Rodentia; Muridae
Gene: Epb41l4a
Product: erythrocyte membrane protein band 4.1 like 4A
Exons: 23
Coding region: 556-2622 (688 amino acids)
Cellular component (GO): cytoskeleton
Molecular function (GO): cytoskeletal protein binding
Source: RefSeq, a predicted model, not a curated record
UCCCUGUAAGGGGCUGCGGGGCGGGGUCGGCGCUGGAAGUGCGCGCCCGGCGAGGACUCCGGAGCUGCGGCUGGGGAAUCGCUCCAGUGCUAGCGUUGGGCUGGCGCUGCGGAGUACCGAGGGGCAUCAGAGUCCAGGGAAGGUCUGGAGGGCUCGUCCCGCCCUUUUCGUGUCUCGGGUCGGCGGACCUUAGCCAGGCGACUCUUGUUGUCCUCAGGUCGCCGCCCCAUUCUUCAGAAGAGGAGCUGCUGCGGCAGGAUGCGCGGGGACGCGCCACCCCUGCUUCCCAGUUCUGCGGACGCUUUCCGGGCGACUCCGGGCUCUUGACGCCCCGAGGCGCGCUCGCCCUCCCACCUUCGCUGUCCGAGCCUCUCGGGGUGCCUUCGGCUCACCAUAGAACCCCAGACCUAACCCUCACCCGGGGGCCCCACCCAGACCCGCGCCUCUCGCCCUCUACACGGCGCGCACAAUAAAUUAAUGCUUCGCGCUUGAGGGGAGGCGGCGGCGGGCGCCGCGGUCGCUGCUCUCGCCUGACUGGAGACGCUUUCAGCCGACAUGGGCUGUUUCUGCGCCGUUCCGGAAGAAUUUUACUGCGAAGUUUUGCUCCUGGACGAGUCCAAGCUCACCCUCACCACCCAGCACCAGGGCAUCAAGAAGUCAACCAAAGGUUCCGUUGUCCUUGACCAUGUUUUCCGUCACGUAAACCUCGUGGAGAUAGAUUAUUUUGGUCUGCGAUACUGCGACAGAAGCCAUCAGACAUAUUGGCUGGAUCCCGCAAAAACUCUCGCAGAACACAAGGAACUAAUCAACACUGGACCUCCGUAUACUUUGUAUUUUGGUAUUAAAUUCUAUGCUGAAGAUCCAUGUAAGCUCAAAGAAGAGAUAACCAGAUAUCAGUUUUUCUUACAGGUGAAGCAAGAUGCCCUUCAGGGCCGUCUGCCUUGUCCUGUCAAUAUUGCCGCUCAGCUGGGAGCCUAUGCCAUCCAGGCCGAACUGGGAGACCACGACCCAUGUAAGCACACUGCGGGGUACGUGUCGGAGUACCGGUUUGUUCCUGAUCAGAAGGAAGAACUGGAAGAAGCUAUAGAAAGGAUUCAUAAGACUCUAAUGGGUCAGGCUCCUUCCGAAGCUGAGCUGAAUUACUUGAGGACUGCGAAAUCCCUGGAGAUGUACGGCGUUGACCUCCAUCCUGUCUAUGGAGAAAAUAAGUCCGAGUAUUUCUUAGGAUUGACUCCAGUGGGUGUUGUCGUCUAUAAGAAUAAAAAGCAAGUGGGGAAGUAUUUCUGGCCUCGGAUUACCAAGGUGCACUUCAAGGAAACCCAGUUUGAACUCAGAGUCUUGGGAAAAGACUGUAAUGAGACCUCGUUCUUUUUUGAAGCUCGGAGCAAAACUGCUUGCAAACACCUCUGGAAAUGCAGUGUGGAGCACCACACAUUUUUCAGGAUGCCGGAAACAGAGUCAAAUUCACUGUCAAGAAAACUCAGCAAGUUUGGGUCCAUAAGUUAUAAACACCGAUACAGUGGCAGGACGGCUUUGCAAAUGAGCCGAGAUCUCUCCAUCCAACUUCCCCGGCCCAACCAGAACGUGGUGAGAAGUCGAAGCAAGACUUACCCCAAGAGGGUAGCACAGACGCAGCCCGUGGGAUCGAACAGCAUCAAUCGGAUGACUGCAAACAUGGAAAACGGGGAGAAUGAAGGAACCACCAAGAUCAUUGCGCCCUCACCAGUGAAAAGUUUUAAAAAAGCAAAGAAUGAAAACAGUCCUGACCCCCAAAGAAGCAAAUCUCAUGCACCAUGGGAAGAAAACGGGCCCCAGAGUGGACUCUACAACUCCCCCAGUGACCGCACUAAGUCACCAAAGUUUCCCUGUACCCGGCAGCGCAACCUCUCCUGUGGCAGCGACAAUGACUCCUCGCAGCCAAUGAGGCGAAGGAAGGCUCACCACAGUGGGGAAGACUCAGAUCUAAAGCAACGGAGGCGGUCGCGCUCACGCUGUAACACGAGCAGUGGUAGUGAGUCAGAAAAUUCUAACAGAGAACACCGGAAAAAGAGAAACAGAAUACGGCAGGAGAAUGACAUGGUUGAUUCGGCGCCUCAGUGGGAAGCCGUGUUAAGGAGACAGAAGGAGAAAAACCAAGUGGAUCCUAACAACCGGAGAUCCAGGCACAGAUCUCGCUCGAGAAGUCCUGAUAUCCAAGCAAAAGAAGAACUGUGGAAGCAUAUCCAGAAGGAGCUUGUGGACCCAUCCGGGUUGUCAGAGGAGCAGUUGAAAGAGAUCCCAUACACUAAAGUGGAGACUCAGGGUGACCCUGUCCGCAUCAGGCAUUCGCAUUCCCCGAGGAGUUACCGGCAGUACCGCAGAUCCCAGUGCUCAGACGGAGAGCGAUCCGUUCUCUCGGAAGUGAACUCAAAGACAGAUCUUGUACCACCACUUCCAGUCACCCGUUCCUCAGAUGCUCAGGGGUCUGGAGGCUCUACAGUUCAUCAGAGAAGAAAUGGGUCUAAAGACAGCCUGAUUGAAGAAAAAUCUCAGCUUUCUACAACCAAUCUGACUGGAAAACAUACAGCAAAAACAAUAAAAACCAUCCAGGCUGCUCGGCUCAAGACAGACGUGACUGGGUGAAGGGGUGUAGGGAAAUGUGUCACUGGUACUUUUCAAACUGUGAAUUAGAUAAUUACCCAUGUAUCUUGGACUUGUGUCCUUAGCACAAGAAAAUUGGCAUCUUUUAAGGAUUUAUGUACAACAUUCUUGUGCUGUGGGCCUUUGGAAGGACAACCUUAUGAACUCACUGGAUACCACCAUCUCUUUCCUGAAAUUCUGACCAUCCAACUGUGUUUCUCAUCUCCCCACCACAGCCAAGACCAGAGGCUUCGGAUGAGCCCCUGGACUCCCAGCUGCCAUCAGACUGUAGUGACUUUUAUUCCCACAACUGUUUGUAUUAUUGUAUUUUGUGACAUUUAAGUCCCAAUGGUUAUUUACAAAUAAUGUAAAAAGCUGUUAAGUGUUGAUUUGAA